UAUGAAUCAUUAAUAAUCCACUCACUUGAUCUAAAAGUAUGCCAAGAAUCCAUGGCAUCAUGUUCAUUUUGGUAAUGAUAGUCCAAAGUAUAAAAUAAUAUAAAAAUAGAGUUGUGAAUGCAAUCAUAGAAAUUACAAAAGGCAGUAAAGCAAAAUAUGAACUGGAUAAAGACAGUGGACUAUUAAAAUUAGAUAGAGUCUUGUUUUCAGCUGUUCAUUAUCCUGCAAAUUAUGGAUUCAUCCCAUAAACCUAUUGUGAUGAUUAAGAUCCUUUAGAUAUUUUAGUGUUAUGUUCAGUUGAAAUAGAGCCAAUGUGUUUAGUCGAGGCUCGUGUUAUUGGUGUUAUGCAUAUGGUUGAUUAAGGAGAAAUCGAUGAUAAGAUAAUUGCAGUGGCCAAAAACGAUGCUGCAUAUUCAGGUGUCAAUGAUUUGAAAGAUAUUCCUUUCCAUACUACUUAAGAAAUUUAAAGAUUCUUUGAAGAUUACAAGAAACUUGAACACAAACACGUGGUUGUAGAAGAGUUUAAAGGAAAAGAAGAUGCAUACAGAAUUAUAGAAGAAAGUAUCAAGUUAUAUGAAGAGAAAUUCUUGAAGAAUUUAUGAU
This is a messenger RNA of Paramecium pentaurelia, 603 nucleotides long. The record is from the annotation of a GenBank genome assembly. Lineage: Eukaryota; Ciliophora; Oligohymenophorea; Peniculida; Parameciidae.